Molecule: messenger RNA, 4546 nt
Organism: Phragmites australis (common reed)
Lineage: Eukaryota; Viridiplantae; Streptophyta; Magnoliopsida; Poales; Poaceae
Exons: 2
Coding region: 442-1170 (242 amino acids)
Source: RefSeq, a predicted model, not a curated record
UAUAUAAGGUGUGGACGUGCAUUGCUGGUUAAUUUGCAUGUAAAGCAACAAGGGCCAGCUAAGUGCAUUUAGUUUUCCUUUGAAUAACGUGAAAUAUUCAUCAUACAGAGCAAUGGUGAUGUGAUGGAGCUGCACAUGCACCUGCACCUAGCUACAGGGAGGGUAGAGAAAGAGGUGCUGGAACUUCUCUCUCCAUGCAUGCAUGGUGUUCUUGAUACUGCUCUCCCUUCCUAGGUGCAGUGGUAGAUGCAGCUCCAUGAUAACUAUUUCAAGGGCAGAAGCUACUCUUUUUUUCACCUUCUUUUUGGUUACUUGAGCGAGUCCCGUAUCCUCUUCCUAACUUUGUAGGUGCUGUCGAAGAUCGAUGUAGCUGUAUCACAACGCUUCCAGAUUAGAAAGUCAAGUGUAGCACAAUUCGGGAAACGGAAAAGGAGUCAAAGGAUGGCAGAUAAAUUAAUUUUUCAGAUAUAUUAUGGUGAGGAUGAAAUUAGGUACGGUCCUAACAGUAUAGAUCUGUCUGGAUUUCGUCAUGUCAUGAAGGGUCUUAGUAAAGCUAAUGAGAGGACCAUUGUGGGUGUGUGCAAAUGGCUCAUGCGGUUUUUCCAACUGGAUCCGCAACAACAUGAGCUGAAAUUGAAAGUUGUCCUCAGCUGUGCUAGUCAUGGAUAUUUUAGUGAGCUUGUUCCCAUCGAAGCCACAUCAACUUGGAGACAGUAUAUAGAUAUAUGUUGUGAACGUGACCGGCCACUUGUUUUGUUAGCUGAGGCGUACCUGAAAGAUCAAACUGAGGUGAACUCUGCGGAAGCAGUAGCAGGACCAAAUGAGGCAGUGGAAGAUGAAUCAGAGGCGGCUAAUGUCGGGUCCAGGGAGGAUGUUGGUGAUAUUCCUGAGCUGCAAUCGAUGGGUGUAGCUGAUGAAGGGGAGUACAUCCCUAGCAUCAUUGAAGAUAUGGAUUUGGAGGAUGAAGAGUUGGAGGAAGGCCUUGCCGAUGGGGAUUCGUCUAACGAGGAGCGUAAUGCUCCAGUUCUUGCAGAGUGGAGGGAUCAUGAAUUUUCGAAGCUGGUGGUUAGCGAGGCUGACCGGACAACGUGGAAGUACCAUAAGAACGAGGUGUCACAUGGUGUUAUGUACCCUACAAAAGAGGCAGUUAUUGAUGCAGUGAAAUUCUGAUCGUUGUCUCUUCGGAGGCAAUUUAAGGUUGUUAAAUCCAAUAAAAGGGAGUACGAUGUGAAGUGUUUGGUGCCGCAAUGACCUUGGCGGGUGCACGCAUUCAGAGGGAAAUGGGUAGACUAUUAGCAGUGCUCAAUAGUUAAGGAACAUAAUUGUCACAUUGAGGAAAUAGAUUUCGCCCACCGGAACCUAUCUUCUGCUUUUAUUGCAAAUGUUAUAUACAUGGAGAUUAUGGACAACCUAAGGUAUGAGCCACGAUCAAUAAUCCGUGCUAUUGAGCAAAGGUUUCAGUACACAAUAAACUAUGCGAAGGCAUGGAGGGCCAAAAAAAAGACUAUUGAGAUGAGGUUCGGAACAUAUGAAGAUUUAUAUCACAAUCUACCUCGUCAAUUAGCCAUAAUUUGUGGAAGAAACCCAGGCAGCUACUAUGAUAUCAAGCAUUACCCCUCUACUGAUGUGGAGUACAGCGGAAAAAGAGUGUUGCUGCGUGCUUUCUUUGCAUUCGUUGCAACUAUCAAAGAAUUUCGAUAUUGCCGACCCAUCAUAUGCCUAGAUGGAACAUUCCUGACUGGGAAGUACAAAUGGCAGAUAUUGUCUGCAAUUAAGUUAAUACUUUCAGCAAAUUAAGUUAAUAUUGUGCUCAGGUUACUUCGGUGACGAGGCCGGAGGCUCCGGAACCCGGAUAUUCCAGAUUCACCGGGAUACUCUGGGUCGGGCCAACAAAAGGCUGUAACAAAGCGCCUCUUCCGAACGUUCACCCGGAGGGUCUGAACUCGGACACUCCGAACCAAUCCGGAUACUCCGGAUGGCUGUUAUUUUCUAGAUUUCGUUUAGAUCGUUUAGUAUUGCAUUGACUCACAUGUCUUAUACUUCAUACCUUGUUUAGCAUCUUAUCUAGUUUCUUUGGAAGUUGCGAGUUUUUUGCACAAAGACACAUGGAAUGGUCCUGAAUGGAACAUAUGGUUCAUAUUCCAUCUGUGGAGUCAUGCUGCCAUAGAAGUAGUCUUCUUGCUUUGUCUCUCUAAUUCUUUUGCUUCCGCUUGAACGUUUUGAGGUGCGUUGGGUGAGAAAUAGGAAAAGACCAUCUAUUUCGAAAGAAAUUUGUUGAGGCGCCUAUUCACCCCCCUCUAGUCGUCAUUCUCGUUCCUACAGAUCUAAACCUUGAGAUGUGAGAUUCCACUUUCUGAGAGACUAUAAUGAGAAAGGAGACAUUGAGUUGAGCUACAUAGAUACCCAACAUCAGUUAGCCGAUAUCUUUACCAAGCCUCUAGAUGCAACAAGAUUUGCCUUUUUGAGGGGAGAGCUUGGUGUGUGUCAUCCCUAUGACAUUGUGUGAGGAGGAGUUGUCUUUGUACAUACUCUAUCUUACUUUUAUUGCAUUUGGAUUGCAUAGCAUUUUGUAAUAUAAUCAUGUUAGCAAGCUUCACUUAUAUGUUCUUUGCACUUUCUUGUACUAGUUGUGAAUUUGUGCUAAGUGUAGUAGAUGUAUAACAAUUUGUGCAAAUUUAGUCUCUUACAGAAACAUGGCAUAGAAUCUGUUGAGCAGGCUUGUCUUUUCUAAAGAAUAAACUUGAAAUAUGAAUAUGAUCUCUUGUCACCCUUGAGUAUUUGCUUUAGCUUAAUCAGUGCUUAAAUUAGGGCUAGUUUUGUGAAAAGCUUGUGCUAGGCCACUUUGAUCAGUUCAGCGGAUUGGGGGUCUUUGACCUUUGUCUAUGUAAAUGUUUAGCCUAUGAUUAACCCUUGGGAGAGCAUGUGCUCUUUUGUGUCGCAAAUGCACAACUUGUUUUGGCUUUGUGAAAAAUUGCACAUCUUGAAAUUCUAUGUUGAGUUAAUAAAAUGAAUGAUCAAGUUUUGAGCUAAAAUUGAAUCCAAUACGGUGGCUUAAGGCUUCAUGUGGUUUGCUAAAGAAGUGAACCCAUGGUUGCGUAAAACUCACUUGAGGAUAGUUAAAUGAUCAAUGAGAAAGUUAACUUGUGCUUUUUAAUGUGCUAAGAAUGUUCUUUUUCAUAUUGUCAAACUAAGGCUUGGAUUGAUAUGUGGGUGUUUGCAUAGCCCGUCGAGUUGAACUUGGUUGCCUAGUUUGAACUUGAUAUAACACUAGUUUCUCUAAUCUUUGCACUGAUCAUGAAACUGUGGAUGCUUUUGUGGUGAUAUCUUUUGAAUAAUUGAACAACAUGAUCAAAACUUGCUUCACUCCCGGUGCUUGUGACAUGAACUCACUUCGAGACUUUGUGCGCCUUUGAGUUAUAUUAUUUACUUCUCAUAGUGCUUUGAUAUCUCUAGUUCUUGCAAGUGCUUUGUGAUCUAUAUGUGAAGCUUUGUAGACUUGCAUUUCAUUUGCACAUCUUUUGCAUAGUCUGUUUGUUUCAUCUUUUGGUUUUUGACCAGCAUAAAACAGUAGAAACUAAAACAAAUAGGAUCUUGAGAAACCAAGUUAAAAUGUGCCGUGGUUUUCUUGUGAUGAGUGAUUGACAUUAUCAUUUAUUUGGUUUGAUGAUCUUCGGUUUUGCAUGAGCUUUGAUGUGAUUCAAAUUGAUUUAAGAUUUCAUUUGAGCAUAUUGAUUAUGGACUAAUUGGAAUUGGAGUUGGAGAUAUGUGUUUGCUUGUCUUAUGGUGUGCAAGUGAUGGAUGCAACUUGGCGGUCAACGGCGGGAUGAUCGAGGUCAAACGGAGUGCUUGGUGUCAGACAAUCAAGGAGGCCGGGCGGAGUCAAGGGUGAUCCUAGCUGAACACGUGGAGGUCAAGCAAAGCAUUGAAGGCGGAUGGAGACGGCGUGUUGACAAAGUCAAGCGAAGGGGAUGCCGGUGCAAGUGACAAGGCGGCCCGAGGGAUCUGGAGCGGGAGAGACUUACCGGCGGUCAGGAUCGCAUGACGGAGUACACGCGUCGAUAUCAAAGCGCUUGCUUAAGGUGUAAGCAAUGCGGUGAGUCACGCUUUGAGAAGCGUGCAGGCGGUUUCGCUGUUUGGCCUCAAAACCGUGGGAGGACUUAUGUGGCACCAUCGCGAAGCUUGCGUCGAGACGAUGCUAAGUCGAGAAGGCGCUGCGGCCAUCCGAUGAAUGGAGAAGAAAAUAGACCAAAAUACCCUCGGUGGUAGUAGGCGUGCACUACAAGAGAGGAGUAUUUUGGGGAAAAGCUAGGAAACUUAAGGGCCAAAUUUUCUAGGCCUAUAAAUAGAGGGGUAGGACUAGAGAGAGCUUUGAACCAGCCACUUGAGCCCCCUUGUGCCACUCAUUUGAGAGCCUUAGAGCUAGGUUUUUAGAGGAGAGAAGGAUGAGUGCUUAGCCUAUGUAAUAUGUGAGAGUUUUGAGAGAUAAAUCUUUAUAAUCCGCCUAAAAUAGGGCUGACCUCUUUGAGUAAUUAAGUUUAUAUUUUUG